Serpula lacrymans var. lacrymans S7.9 is the source of this 180-nucleotide messenger RNA. RefSeq lists its product as uncharacterized. NCBI's taxonomy places the organism in Eukaryota, Fungi, Basidiomycota, Agaricomycetes, Boletales, Serpulaceae. The record is from RefSeq and is a predicted model, not a curated record. The transcript has 2 exons. Bases 1 to 180 code for a protein of 59 amino acids.
AUGGCAAGCAUAGCGCUGUACGGCCAGUCCCAGACCGGAAUCAUCGGCCGCAAAAACGUCUUGGAAGGGGUCAAGGAUCCGGUCAUGGCGGCACUUCAGGUCGAGGACACAAGGGUCAGAAAGCUCGCGCUGGUAAUGGUAAACCGAAAGCUGGAUUUGAAGGUGGUCAGACACCUAUAA